CUCAGCCUGUUGAGAAACGGCGAGGCGGCAGCAUGAGGACGGGCUGAUGAGUCCGUCAGAUCAGAACCUGCCGUUGGGUUAGUAUGACCCCGUUGGAGCACAGCUGUCACCCACCCAGCUGUGCCGGCCUCCAUCUGCUCGCUGCCUGGAGGAAGCUAGAGUGUGCUCGACCAUGAGUGGAAGCGGUGCUCCUCCUGAGGGCCUUGAAGGCCCCAUGCAGGGCCUCCGUCAAUACCCCUGGCACCGUUACAGAAAGGCCUGGAGGAGGUGGGACAGCCAGCCGGCGACCGAGCAGCCGAUGGAUAGAUAUCAGUGGAGGACAUCUGCUCACCUGGCCCCUGAUGGGCCCACCCAACCAGGCUCGGUGCGCAGGAUCCUGCCUUUCCUUAGGUCCCUGUCCGAGCCUGGGGCCGGUGCUGACCCUGAGAAGGCCCUGCUUCGGGGGACGGGGUCAGACGCAGAGCAGAGAGCACCGUUCGUCAGCAGUUUCAUCAACUCGCUGUCACGAAAGAUCAGCAGAGUCCGGAGAGACAGACCAGAACCAGAGAGAGGACAGCCCGAUGUGAAGGGUCCUCCAGCUCACCGCUUCUCCUGCGGCCAGAGUCCAUACACCGAUGGUGCCUCCUGGGACCGGAAGUUCUGCGUCCUGACGGACAGCCAGCUCAUCCUGAUCCACAAGGAUGACGAGGCUGCCGCUGAGCCUCAGGAGACCGCCGCAGACUCCUCAAGGGCCCGGAGCCUCCGCAGGACCGUCAGCGUCCCCUCAGAGGGACAGUUCCCCGACUUCCAGCCAGAGGGCGCCGCCAUGCUAGAAGUGUCUUCGGAGCGGUCUCCGAGGAGGAGGAGCAUUUCUGGUCUGGGGAGUUCAGAUAAGAGCGUCGCAGUCGACAAUCCAAACUCGUCUCCUUUCAAAGUGCCGGGGUUUUUCAGUAAACGUCUCAAAGGCUCCAUCAAGAGGACGAAGAGCCAGACCAAACUGGACCGGAACACCAGCUUCAGACUGCCCUCGCUGCGACCCGCCGACCCCGACAGAUCCCGCGGGCUUCCAAAGCUGAAGGAGUCGAGCUCCCACGAGUCCCUGCUGAGCCCGGGCAGCGCGGUGGAGGCUCUGGACCUGAGCAUGGAGGAGGACGUGUUCAUCAAGCCGUUGCACAGCAGCAUCCUGGGACAGGAGUUCUGCUUCGAGGUGACGUAUUCAGGCGGCAGCAAGUGCUUCAGCUGCACGUCGGCCUCGGAGAGAGACAAGUGGAUGGAGAACCUGCGGAGGACGAUCCAGCCCAACAAGGACAACUGUCGGCGGGCCGAGAACCUGUUGCGACUGUGGAUCAUCGAAGCCAAAGACCUGCCGCCCAAGAAGAAAUAUUUCUGCGAGCUGUGUCUGGACGACGUCCUGUACGCCCGGACCACCAGCAAGACCCGCAUCGACAGCUUGUUCUGGGGGGAGUACUUUGACUUCUCCAGCCUGCCCGCCGUGCACAGCAUUACCGUGCACAUCUACCGCGAAGUGGACAAGAAGAAGAAAAAGGACAAGAACAACUAUGUGGGACUGGUCAACAUCCCGGUGUCAGGCGUGACGGGUCGGCAGUUUGUGGAGAAGUGGUACCCAGUCAGCACCCCCACCGCCAGCAAGGCCAAGGGAGGCGGGCCGUCGAUCCGCAUCAAGUCCCGCUUCCAGACCAUCUCCAUCCUGCCCAUGGAGCAGUACAAGGAGUUCGCCGAGUUCGUCACCAACAACUACACCAUGCUGUGCUCGGUCCUGGAGCCUGUCAUCAGCGUAAAGAACAAGGAGGAGAUGGCGUGCGCCCUGGUCCACAUCCUGCAGAGCACCGGCCGGGCCAAGGACUUCCUGACAGACCUGGUGAUGUCUGAGGUGGAUCGAUGUGCCGACCACGACGUCCUGAUCUUCAGAGAGAACACGUUGGCCACCAAAGCCAUCGAGGAGUACCUGAAGCUGGUGGGACAGAAGUACCUGCACGAUGCUCUGGGUGAGUUCAUCAAAGCUCUGUACGAGUCGGACGAGAACUGUGAGGUGGAUCCCAGCCGAUGCUCCGGCAGCGAUCUGGCUGAACAUCAGAGUAACCUGAAGAUGUGCUGCGAGCUCGCUUUCUGCAAGAUCAUCAACUCCUACUGCGUGUUUCCUCGGGAGUUGAAGGAAGUGUUUGCUUCGUGGAAGCAUCAGUGUGUCGCCCGCGGCCACCCGCAGGACAUCAGCAAGCGUCUGAUCAGUGCCUCGCUCUUCCUGCGCUUCCUCUGCCCUGCCAUCAUGUCGCCGUCGCUCUUCACCCUGAUGCAGGAGUAUCCAGACGACCGGACGUCCCGAACGCUCACGCUCAUCGCCAAAGUCAUCCAGAACCUCGCCAACUUCACCAAGUUUGGAAACAAGGAGGAGUACAUGGCCUUCAUGAACGACUUCCUGGAGCACGAGUGGGCGGGGAUGAUGCGUUUCCUAUCAGAGAUCUCCAACCCGGAGACCCUGUCCAACACGCCGGGCUUCGAAGGCUACAUCGACCUCGGCCGCGAGCUGUCGGUGCUGCACGCGCUGCUGUGGGAUGUCGUCUCUCAGCUCGACAAGGGUGAAAAUUCCUUCCUGCAGGCCACCGUAGCAAAGCUGGGCCCGCUCCCUAAAAUUCUGGGAGAUAUCUCUCGGUGUCUGGCGUCUCCCACGCCGGUCCAGCAGCAGCUGCGCCCUUUCCAUGACCACGGCUCCGCCCACAACAUCAGCGGCAGCUUGUCGUCGGGGUUACAGCGAAUCUUUGAGGACCCCAGUGACAGCCGCAGCGAGGUCCGCAGCCUGCAGUCUCCAGUUGGCGAGCUGGUGGAGGGCUACGCUCGAGGCCAGCGCCCCCCACCACUUCCCUCUGCCAGCGGCAGCUUUUCGGACCUGGAGGACCGGUCCGGCCCGCUGCCCAACGGUCGCAGCAUCUCUCUGGUGGACCUGCAGGACGUUCAGGGUCUGGGUCCGCCACACCACGAGGCCCCGCCCCGCCUCAGCAGGGUGGGUUCCCAGACCUCCAUCGGACACGUCCCGCCCACUAUGACUUACCCCCACUCCAACCCGGUGACACCUCAGCUGGCUAUGCACCAGGCUAAGGCCCCGCCCAGAGAAGGGGCACCUCAGAGCGCCCCGCAGCCCCGGCGGCCGCUACCGCCCUCCGUCAGCCAGCAGCGGAGCCUCCAGCCGCUGUCCUUCCAGAACCCCGUCUACCACCUCAGUAACCCCGCCCAUAGCCUGGUGACGCGCCCCGCUCUCAUGCCACGCCACGACUCCAGCUCAGAGAACCUGAGUACGGAGAGCUCGCACAACAGCCGCACCAACUCGGACGAUCUGGGCAGCCAGGUGGGGGUCAGAGGUCGCGCAACAUCCAACAGCAGCCUGGACGAGGUGGGCAGUAGGCGAAGCGCCCACAGCGAGGACUGCUCCACGCCGCGCCGCCAUGCGCUGCCUGACCUGCCGCUGGGCGCCGCUACCGCCGUCGCCAUCCCCCGUCAGAGCACGACAGCGGGCACCGCCCACAUCAUCAAGGUGGAGCAGCAAAGCAGAGGGGGCGGGGCCAGGACGCCACGCUCCAUCCCUCACAGCUCCUCGCUGCGCAGCAGCAGCAGUGCCAACACCGAGCCGACCAAUCGCCAGCAGUCUGUGGAGAACAUGGCUUCGCCUCCGAGGAGCACCGCCAAGCCACCGCCACAGGUGGCGUCGCCGGUAGAGACGGUGGCCAUGUCUCCGGUGGAGAGGACGGCAGCGUGGGUCCUCAACAACGGCCAAUACGAGGAGGAAGAGGAGGGAGGAGAGAGGAGCAGAGAGGAGGGAAGGAACACAGAGAAGUAUGAGCUGGAGAUCACCCGGCUGAAGGAACGUCUGCGGGUGUCCGGCCGCCGUCUGGAGGAGUACGAGCGCCGGCUGCUGGCUCAGGAGCAGCAGAUGCAGAAGCUGCUGCUGGAGUACAAGAACCGGCUGGAGGACAGCGAGGAGCGGCUGAGGAGGCAGCAGGAGGAGAAGGACAGCCAGAUGAAGAGCAUCAUCUGCAGGCUGAUGGCGGUGGAGGAGGAGCUGAAGCGGGACCACGCAGAGAUGCAGGCGGUCAUCGAAGCCAAACAGAAGAUCAUCGACGCUCAGGUCAGUAACGGAUGUGAAAUAAACCAAACAGGAGAAGCGGAUCGGCUCCCUGGACGCGGCGAACUCGCGGCUGAUGGCGGCGCUGACGCAGGUGAAGGAGCGUUACAGCGCGCCCAACCUCCGCAACGGCCUGUCGCCCAGCAACCCCACAAAACUGUCCAUCACUGAGAACGGAGAGUUCAAGAACAGCAGCUGCUGAUUGGUCCGCCUGUGCAUCAGGGGGCGGGGCUUAAGGCAAGAGACCUGCCCACCUGAGUGCAGAGAUGUGGACAAUAAAAAACAGAAAUGAUUUAAAGAUGGAAAAUCUGUAAAUGUGAGUGUAAAUACUGAAGUUUGAUUUGAUUGGUGUACAGUGUGUGUGUGUGUGCGCGUGUGUGUGUGCGUGUGCGUAGCGCCACAGAAGCACAGCGAGGAAAAAUCAAACCAAAUAUAGAAACUGAAGCGUUUUCUAACAGAGUUUUUUAAUGUUUUUAUUUGAAGCUGACUUUUUCUUUUAUUUCCUUCUUUAAUGUUUCCGAUUGGAGUUUUAGUUUGUUUAGGUUUGUUUUUGUUUAUUUUUUACCUGACGGGUUGUUGUGGGUUUUAAUUUAUUCCUCCUGGUUCUGGUCCUGUUGCUGAUCUACUGAACAGACUCCUGGAUGAUCCGGGGUCCAACGUCACACCUGUCUGCUGUCCCAUGUUACAAUAAAGCUGCCUGAAAAGCC
Messenger RNA from Melanotaenia boesemani (Boeseman's rainbowfish), 4818 nucleotides. RefSeq names its product RAS protein activator like 2 (gene rasal2). The record is from RefSeq and is a predicted model, not a curated record. Gene Ontology annotation, biological process: regulation of GTPase activity. Lineage: Eukaryota; Metazoa; Chordata; Actinopteri; Atheriniformes; Melanotaeniidae. The transcript has 19 exons. Bases 173 to 4282 code for a protein of 1369 amino acids.